Molecule: messenger RNA, 1237 nt
Organism: Parathielavia appendiculata
Lineage: Eukaryota; Fungi; Ascomycota; Sordariomycetes; Sordariales; Chaetomiaceae
Exons: 4
Coding region: 112-858 (248 amino acids)
Source: RefSeq, a predicted model, not a curated record
GCGUUGGGCGCAAUCCAAUUCCGUUUCUCCUUUGCGCUUUGAGCUCCGGUUCCUGUCACCAGCCGGUCCCGCUCCCCCGUUGAUUACGAAGAACAAACGAGCCGAGCGAGGAUGGGCAUCAGACCGCCGUCCUAUGCCUGGGCGGUACUUGCAUGGACAUCUGCAGUCUGCGCCAGCCUGCAGCCUUUCCGGCCAGUCGAAACGGGAGCCGCCGUCGUGAGACGUCAAGCAUGUCUCGCCAACUUCCACAGCUGCGCCGACCAAGGUGCCAUCUUCAAUGGUGUAUGCUGCCAGAACGGCCAAAGUUGUGCUCUUGACGCCAACGGCAACCCAGCCUGCUGUCCUGUCAACGCCAUAUGUACCGGCACCGCGCCAGCAUCCUUCGUGUCUUCGGGCCCUGCUCCCACGACAGCCGUCUCCUACGUCUCGAACGUCUAUUUUUCCUUUCCCUACAUCGCCACAUCCUUUGCGAACCCGGGCCACUGCUCGGCCGCCGUCAGCCAGUGCAGCGCCAAUCACGCGGCGUGUACCUCGCAGCUCGGCGGUUUCGGCAGCGCCGGGUACGCCGUCACUAUCGUCGUCCCCGGCGGGGGGGGGACAACCGUCACGGCCGGGGGAGGAAUCAGCGUCGCGCCUACGGCAGCGACCAGCAUCUGCAACAGUCUCUCCAGCGUGGCCUGCGGCGGCCUCCAGCUCGGCAUGUGUACCAUGACGGGGACGACCGCCGGCGGAUUCUACUUCGGUACUGGCUCAGGCAAUGCGGCGGCGGCGGCGAGACCGACGGCGGCAGCGGUAGCAGCGUGUGCCGGGCUGGUCGGAGCAGUCGCUGUUGGCGCUGCGGGGAUGGACAUUUUAUAAAAAAGGCUCACUGGCCUGGGAUUCUAUGUUUGCGAGGCUCACGCGGCAUGGAUGAACCUGCAUGCGUCUCGCCCAUGUCUUGCAUUCGGCUUCCAUUAUCAUCUAUGCUCGGCACUGACUCUCGCGAAGUCAUGAAUAAAUGACCUGAUACCCAUACUUCGCGUUCCGUUGUCGGCGUCAUUUGAGCACAGCAAGUAUUAACGAGAAUUUGAGUAUGAAUGAAGGACCGUUGCUCGGUUGUUUAGAGUCCGGAUUCGACUCUGAUACCUUCUCCCCAACCUCUUCCUUACCCGAUACCAUUAAACCUUGAACAGCUACCCAGACCAUCCCAGUCAACACGCAUCAACAUUGCUACCGAGAGACGGUAUCCAUGCGCUGA